AUGUCAAACUAUAUAGAAGCAACAAUGCAAGACCCGCAGACCCGAGAGGUUAACGAGCUUGCCGCUCGACUCAAGCGUAUGAACAUCGAAGACACUUUUCAACCAAACCGAAAACUGGGAGAGGCGAGUGCGAGUAAAGUGAUCCUUAAUCCACCUGAGCCCAAUGUAGAUAUAAUUCGUCCUUCCCAAGAAAGACAAUGA
This is a messenger RNA of Botrytis fragariae, 201 nucleotides long. RefSeq lists its product as uncharacterized. The record is from RefSeq and is a predicted model, not a curated record. Lineage: Eukaryota; Fungi; Ascomycota; Leotiomycetes; Helotiales; Sclerotiniaceae. Bases 1 to 201 code for a protein of 66 amino acids. The transcript has 3 exons.